Molecule: messenger RNA, 969 nt
Organism: Ostertagia ostertagi
Lineage: Eukaryota; Metazoa; Nematoda; Chromadorea; Rhabditida; Trichostrongylidae
Source: the annotation of a GenBank genome assembly
AUGAGGAUGUGGAUUCUGACGGCACUCUUCAUCGCCAUUAUCGUCAAUGCCAACGCCAUCAGCGUCAAACUCGGCGAUGUAUUCGAACAAUGUGCUGAGCACGAGUUCUACGACGAGGAAACAGAGACGUGUGAACCGUGCACCGAGUGCAAGAACUCCCACUAUGAGAGAAAAGCAUGCACACCGCUGAGAGACACAAUCUGUGGAUGGUGUGGUGCAGUAAAUGCGGAGAAGAAUUCCGACUUCUAUAGAAGGUGCCACUGGAGGCGACCCUACGAGUCCUUGGAAGCCAAGAAAUACGAAAAAGAAUUCCGAAAGAGGGUCAUGGAGUCGAUAUUGAGGGAAGACCCCAAAAAGGCCAGUGAAGAGGUAAUCGAUGUUGAUGAGCUUCCGGAUCGCCGGCGCCUUCCACCUCUCCCCACUGAUGAGUACGACGAUGACGAGUAUGCUGACGAGGAGGACGUGAAAUACGAGGUUCCCUCGUCAGAGGAGGAACUGCAUGGACUGGAUGUCGUAGACAGUAUCGUGGUUCAUCCUAUGACCGACCAGUACGAUGAGGAUGAGGCGAAGAAAAUCAGGAAGCACAACUUCGCGCCAAUUUCUGGUGAUGAGUUUCUUCGACGUGAUGACACAUCCAAGCAAGAUGACAAAAAAGAUCCUGACGAACUCCUCAAGAACACCGGCGGCCGUGUAAAUAUUGUUGCUAUUGCCAUUCGAAACAAAGAAAGGGAUGAUCAAACAGUGGAUGAGUACGAGUCCGACUCAAGCUAUGCGCUCAACUGUCAUUUUAUUGGAGUUCUACUUUACAUGAUCUGCUUUGUUCUGCUCUUGGGUGCGGUGCUCAAACGUUGUUUCAAGCCCACGACGCACAUUCCGGCCAUGAACUUCUCUGAUGAACAAUGUGCAAGUGAGAUCUCAAACACCUUUUUUACAAACAAGUUACUACUGAAUUCAUCUGCAGGUUACUAA